Messenger RNA from Colius striatus (speckled mousebird), 3789 nucleotides. RefSeq names its product deubiquitinase DESI2. Gene Ontology annotation, molecular function: deubiquitinase activity. The record is from RefSeq and is a predicted model, not a curated record. The transcript has 5 exons. NCBI's taxonomy places the organism in Eukaryota, Metazoa, Chordata, Aves, Coliiformes, Coliidae. Gene Ontology annotation, biological process: protein deubiquitination. Bases 412 to 1002 code for a protein of 196 amino acids.
GCACGGCAGGGCGCCGCCACCUCCCCGUGCUUAGCUUCGGGCUCCGCUUGCCUUCCGUGGAUCGGGAUUUACGAGCGUGGACGGCGGUAGAUGAGUCUACAGACCCCCUCCCCAGGCGUGCCACGGAGUCAGAAAGAAACCUCGGGUCUGCCACGCCGUGGAGGAGUAAAAUAAACCUUAUACGAGCAGCAAACCCGGCCCAAGCCUUCUUGCCUCCUUGCAACCAACUUUACACACCCCCCUCCCCAAGCACGAGAAUUGCCUCCUUUCCUCCUCCCUCCACGCUCCUUCUUUCAGACUGUAGGAUGAGGCAUUCCCUUCUGUCUGGCUCGAGGUAAAGCAUACCCCGGGGGCAACAGCACAUCUGGCAGGGACUGAAGGGGUUUUAUCCAGUCUCUACCGCAAUCAACAAUGGCAAAUGAACCGGUGAUUCUGAAUGUGUAUGACAUGUACUGGAUAAAUGAAUACACCUCCACCCUGGGGAUCGGUGUCUUCCACUCUGGCAUCGAGAUCUACGGCAGAGAGUUUGCCUAUGGAGGGCAUCCCUACCCCUUCAGUGGGAUUUUCGAGAUCACGCCUGGCAGUGCCGUAGAGCUUGGCGAGACCUUUAAAUUCAAAGAAUCCAUUGCCUUGGGCACCACAGACUUCACAGAGGAGGAUGUGGAUAAGAUUAUGGAAGAGCUGGGCAAGGAGUACAAAGGAAAUGCAUACCACCUGAUGCACAAGAACUGUAAUCACUUCUCUGCUGCUCUGGCUGAGAUCCUGUGCGGGAAGGAGAUCCCCCGCUGGGUGAACCGCCUGGCUUACUUCAGCUCCUGCAUCCCCUUCCUCCAGAGCUGCCUCCCCAAGGAGUGGCUGACCCCAGCAGCUCUGCAGAGCCACAUCAGCCUCGGCCUUCACAAGGAGGAGCAGGGGGACACAGCCGCUGAGGAGUCCCCCUCCACCUCGGCAGCCCCCUCGGCCUCAGGCACAGCACGAACCUGUAGACACACCCGGGUCUAAAACUGUGCCCAGGGUGCCCUCAGAUAGCACCCCCUUCCUCUCUUGUACCACUUCCUUCUCACACCCUGUUGCACACCUUGGCUUAUCUCUUCUUCAGCAGACAACCCUGGGGAGGGAGGACCCUUGCUAGGAGGGAGGUGAAGCUCCAGUCCCUUUCCCAGGGGCUGCAGCUGCAGUUGCUCAGCGAAAUGACUGUGACGCCCAAGGCUGAGCUGAGGAGCGUGGAGGUGAAGCUGAUUCUCCUCCCAGGGUGCCCAUGCUCCUUGGCCCCCAGAGAACUGCCGUCUGUCUCGGCCACGGGCAGGGCUGCCCCGUACUGUGACGUUCCUGCUCUGGAACUGCUGGAUCUUUUUAUCUCUUCCCCUACCCACGUGAGCCCAGCAGCCUCCUCUGUAUUUUGGCUGGGUUUGUCAUUCCCCUGUGACAGACCUGCCUGUGCCCAGUGAAGGAAGCAGAGCCAGAACUCAACCUUCUCAUCUCUUAGACCAGCAACGAGCUCCACUCAGCCCCAUCCCUUUUGUAAUGAAUCAGGUUUCUAACUCACGUGAGGGAGGAAUUAAAGGUGCUGCUGUUCUACAACCACCAGUUCUCAAUACUCAGAUUUAAGAGCUCGAAUGACUGUCCCGCUCUUGAAAGGGAGAACAAAGGACUUAGGAACGUCUUACUGUGGCUUUUCUUUGGGGUCAAAAAGAGGAUGGGGCUAGAGCUUAGAGGCAGCUACUAAGCAGAUGCAGAGAUGACUGUUGACCAUGUGCUUUUUGGCACAGACCCCUCUCAGUUCCCCCAGUUUUAGGCAGCGCUCCUGGUUUCCUCUUCUUCCUCACAUUGCCUGGGGAAUCUCUCUCUCCCCUAGCUGACCUUUGCUGUCUGUCUUUGGGGGAAUGGCCCUCCUGAGCACAAAGGGGAAGAGAAUCUGUUAGGAAGGUUGAUAUUUCCUUCAGUUUUUCCUCCUGUACUCACAGACCUAAAGUGUGGCUCCAGGGUGGAGUGUGGCCACAGACCUAAAGUGUGGCUCCACCCUGCCCCAGCCUGGUUUUGAGCCAACCCAAGAAGGUAAAAAAUAAGUGGUGAACCCAAAGAAGGUCAGCCUGUUUCCUCCUUCUCCCUUUUUGGAGGUGGAGGAGGAAACUUGGGGCCGCAUCUGGGAAGCAUGGAUGCCCCUUCCACUGCAUGGGCCACCGUGGUGCCUUCUGUUGUGUGCACUGUUUCAGAGGCGUGGGGAGUGGGCACGGCUGUCUCACUGGCCUCUCCAGGCUGGCUCUUGACAAAAAUCUGGUCCCUGGGUGUAUUUAUGCCCAUUCUGAUAGCUGACAACAAAGCAGAGGAGGAGGAAAGGACAAGUACACCAACUCUUCCACUCAGUUACCUCACUAGUUCCAGGCAGAAGAUGCAGGAGAGGAUCAAAGGGGAAGCCCAGCCCCUCUCUCUCCCUUGCAAGGAGGAUGAAAACUACAACAGGCACGGUGUUGAGAAGGGGUUGCCACUGUAGAGAUGCUGUUCUCAACAGCUGCUGCCAAGUCAGGACUUCUGCCCUCCACCCAGAAGGAACUACAAGCCCUUGAGAUGGGUGGUUGUUUCCUUUUAUUGGUCGCAAUAGCAUGCUCAGUCCAAGCAGGUGUUUCUUUAGCUCAGGAAUACAGGAGUGUGUGCUUUGUGGGCUGAUGGCUUCCUGGCUGGGCUGUACAUCGUGUCUGCACGUGCUGCUUAAUGGUUUGUUACAUGUGCAGACUCUUGGUGAAGCAGAAGGCUUGGGAGAGGUGUAUUGGAUGAGAUGUAACUCAGAGGAUGGCCUGACUCCACUGCCUCCUGAAGUGAUGCACGUUUGGGCAACAAAACCUUUACAACACGCCUCUCAUUUUCAUCCUCUGAACAAAUUGCUGCAAGUUCUGUACUGAACUAAAGUCAUGUUCCUUAUUAACCUUGGCUACUCCCAGCCAAUACUGCAUUGUGAGCAAUUCUGCAGCUCCUGCUCCAGUCUUGAUUCCCCUGGCUUGUCCAGGGCUGGUUAAUGAGAUUUCCACCCUGUUCUGCAUCCCGCUGCCCAGAAACAACGUUACAGCCUGUACUUUGCACUCUCUUACUCCCCUGCAGUCAUGGCCAUUGCAGCCUAAGACCAGCAGCACAAGCUUCAUUUGCCUGAAGUUCCCAGGGUGCUGCCAAUAGCCAACAGCACAUGAUGUGCAGGGAAUUAAGAACCUCCUUUCAGCUCCUUCUCUGGAGGAAAGCAAGAGAGGCUUUCCCAGAGCUUUUGUUGAGGCCAGGGAGCCCGCAGGCAGAGACGCCUAGUUCCUGAUGUGACAGAAGGCAGCCCUCACCCUUGUGUUUCCACUCUGCACCUCAGCUGCAGAUGGAUGCAGCUGGGAGAGAACUGGGGCUCCAGAGGCACGUUUCACACGGAAAAAACCUCCUGCAGUAUGUCACAAGGUAAAAAAAUGCUUAACCUGGUAACCUGGACAGGAAGGUGCAGCCUCCCUGGGGAUGUGAAUGUGUGCCUGAAGUACUGGGAACCACACCUGGGGGGAGCUGUCAAGGUCAUUAAGCCCAGAUGUUUGUUUAUCUGCUUCUCUGUUUGUCCCUCAGUCUAUGACAGUAGGGGUCACAUCAAACCUCUGCUGCAGAUCCAAACCAAAACAUACUCCAGGCUUCAAAAGCGUUUCCCCCAACCCUCCUCUGUUCAAGGUGACCAACCAACAAGGACAAGAACAAAGGGACACUGGAAAUGCGACAGAUACUGAUGGCAGCUUUACCUCUGUAACUGAACAGCAUUUUAGGUUAUUAAACGUGGAG